AUGUCUCGCCGUCGAAUAUCCCACAGCGAGAUGAACGAAUCCCUCGCCUAUCCCUACAUGCAGUCCAACGGUCAAUCCAACGGUCAAUUAAACGGCUUACCUCGUCGAGGCCCCAUUGAAGGCCCCAAUGGCCGUCGUCUCAUCCGUCGCGUCACAUGGCGCUCCUCCACAUACAAGCUCAUGGCCACCCUGUGGGUGCUGGCCGUCCUCUAUAUCGUCUGGCUAGUCCGCGACCUCUUUCUACCCCCCGAAUCCGAAGCCCCUCCUGCUCAACCCGAACAAAAUUAA
Penicillium mononematosum is the source of this 288-nucleotide messenger RNA. RefSeq lists its product as uncharacterized. The transcript has a single exon. The record is from RefSeq and is a predicted model, not a curated record. Lineage: Eukaryota; Fungi; Ascomycota; Eurotiomycetes; Eurotiales; Aspergillaceae. Bases 1 to 288 code for a protein of 95 amino acids.